AUGACCACUGUGAAUGGCAAUACUCUCAUCCAGGAUGCUCCUGAACCUAUCGCCAUUGUCUCCGCAGCCUGUCGAUUACCAGGGCAUGUAAACAGCCCACACAAGCUAUGGCAGCUGCUUCAGUCCGGCGGCAUCGCCGUGUCCAAUAUUGUGCCAAAAUCUAGAUUUCGUAGCGAGGGUCAUUUCGACGGGUCGGGUAAACCUGGCACCAUGAAAGCCCUCAGCGGCAUGUUCAUAGAGGACAUUGAUCCCGCCAUCUUCGAUGCCUCGUUUUUCAACCUCACCCGGGCUGAUGCCAUUGCCAUGGAACCCCAGCAACGACAGCUCCUCGAAGUCAUAUAUGAAUGCUUCGAGAAUGGUGGGAUACCGAUUGAGGAGGUAAGCGGGAAACAAAUAGGCUGUUUUGUGGGCAGUAUGAAUGCCGACUAUCACGAUAUGCAAAAUCGAGACCCUGAGCAAAGGACGCUAGGCAUGACCGCUGGAUCGGGUCGUACAAUGCUAAGUAACAGAAUUAGCCACUUUUUCAACCUUCAAGGGGCUAGUGUCACAGUUGAUACGGCAUGCUCUAGCGGGCUUGUGGGAUUAGAUAUAGCGUGCCAGAAUCUCCGAGCGGGGACCCUGGCCGGCGCGGUUGUGGCGGGUGUCAACUUGUGGCUAUCACCGGAACACACCGAAGAAAGGGGAACUAUGCGAGCCGCGUAUUCAUCUAGCGGCAAGUGUCACACCUUUGAUGUCAAGGCUGAUGGCUACUGCAGAGCUGAGGCGGUUAAUGCUGUAUAUCUAAAGCGUCUGUCGGACGCUAUAAGGGACGGGGAUCCUAUCCGCGCAGUGAUCCGCGGGACGGCGAAUAAUAGCAAUGGAUGGACCCAAGGGAUCAACAGUCCUAGCGCCGAAGCUCAAGCUGCUGUGAUCCGUGCCGCCUACAACGAUGCCGGUAUCGAUAGUAGCCGCUACGCUGAGACGGGGUACCUCGAGUGCCAUGGCACAGGGACACCCGCCGGGGAUCCCCUUGAGGUAAAGGGUGCGGCGUCCGUCCUCGCUCAUAUGCGUCCUCAAUCAAAUCCCUUGAUCAUCGGCUCGGUUAAGAGUAAUAUUGGACACUCGGAGCCAGGAGCAGGGCUCUCAGGGCUCAUCAAGGCAAUGCUAGCUGUCGAGGAGGGCAAGAUCCCCGGAAACCCAACAUUUUUCACCCCAAGCCCUAAUAUCGACUUCGACGGCCUGCGAGUACGUGCCACGCGGCCAGGCAUUGCGUGGCCAAGAGAAUUGAACCACUACCGCCGUGCAAGCGUCAAUUCCUUCGGAUUUGGCGGUUCCAAUGCACAUGCCAUAUUGGAUAACGCAGAACACUAUAUUCAACAACACGGGACAUCACUCAAGAUAUCUAGUCCUUAUGUUAGCUCCUAUCUGAAAAUGUCUGACAUGCUAUCCGGAAACCGAGCAUCGAAAACAGCCGCGCAGCGUCCCCAAGUAUUGGUUUUCUCGGCCAAUGAUGACAACUCCUUAAAACGCCAAAUAGAGAUGGUCUCGGCCCAUCUCCUCAAUCCUCGAGUGAAGGUUAAGCUUUCUGAUCUCAGUUAUACACUCUCCAAUCGGCGAUCGCGUCACUUCUGUCGCGCCUUCGUGCUGAGCUACCCGACAAAGACCGGCCAUGCUAGUAAGAUACGAAUGGACUGGGCUCGGUUUGCCAAGAUACGGCAAGAUGCACUGAGAAUUGGCUUCGUGUUCACGGGUCAGGGUGCGCAAUGGUCGCAAAUGGGCGCGGAGCUUGUGAGGAUGUUCCCAGAGACGGCCAAACCAGUACUCGAAGAGUUGGAUGGCGUUCUGCAGGAACUACCAGCAGGCAUCAAACCAGAAUGGUCGCUGCUUGAAGAGCUGACUGAGCCUCGUUCCUCUGAGCACCUUAGCAAGCCAGAGUUCUCACAGCCUCUCGUAACAGCGCUGCAGCUAGCACAAUUAGCCGUACUUGAGUCUUGGAAUGUGCGAGCAGAAGUCGUUGUAGGCCAUUCUUCCGGCGAGAUUGCAGCUGCGUGCAGCGCCGGGCUCAUGACACCCAGGCAGGCUAUUCUUGCCGCGUAUUUCCGAGGACUCGCGAGUAAAGAUGCUAUAGCAACUAGUCCGAAGGGGAUGUUGGCCGUUGGACUGGGUGCAAAGGAUGUGCAGCCAUAUAUUGAUGCCGCGAAGAUCGGUGGGGAAGAUGUAGUUAUUGCUUGCUAUAACAGUCCUGCCAGUGUCACUCUUUCCGGACCAUCCUCAUUGCUGGCAGAACUGGAAGGGACUAUAAAGGCCGAUGGGCACGCUGCACGAAUACUGCGAGUCGAGGUAGCGUACCACUCGCAUUUUAUGAGUAAGAUAGCCAACCGCUACGAGGACUUGCUCGAGGUACACGGCGGGCUUGAGGAUAUCGGCAAAGGUGACUGUAGUUUGAAGAGUAUGGUCUCAUCUGUGACUGAGGAUACAAUCACUAGAGCGGAAGUUUGCAACGCCGCAUACUGGAAGGCGAAUAUGAUGUCGCCCGUCCGAUUCGAGGGGGCAUGCACGAAGAUGGUUACCGAUGAGCGCCUCGCCGCCAACUUCCUCAUCGAACUUGGACCAAGUAAUACGCUUGCAGGACCAAUUUCGCAGAUCGUCAAGGGAGUUAAAAAAGACCACCUCACAUAUACCGCGGCUAACAAACGUGGCCAAGAAGAGAGUUCUCGUGCAAUUUUCGACAUUGCGGGCCAGUUGUUCUUGCACAACGCCGAAUUUUCACUUAGAAACGUGAACAACGAUGAGACCAUAAAGGAGGCGGUGAAGCCGGCAGUUGUCGUCGACCUACCUAACUAUCAGUGGAACCACUCUACCGAAUAUUGGGACGAGUCUUUGGCUAGCAAAAACUGGAGGUUCAAGAAAUUCCCAGCACAUGAUCUGCUCGGUAGCAAAGCCCUUGGGACGCUAUGGCAGAGCCCUUCGUGGUACAAACUGCUCCGUCUGUCAGAUGUGCCCUGGCUGCGGGAUCACCAGAUCGGUUCCGAGAUACUCUUCCCUGCGGCUGGAUAUAUGGCCAUGGCUAUGGAGGCUGUUCGCCAAACCGUCUUCUCGACUGCCACAGAUCAAGACAAGGCUUUUUUGAAAGCAAGGGAUUACCAUUAUUGCCUUCGAGAUGUACGGUUUCCUCGAGGAUUGGUGCUUGAGGACGAUGUUGAGGCCCAUAUCAUGCUCUUGCUGGUUCCCAUGGCAAAAUUGGGCCAAGGAUGGUGGGAAUAUAAAGUAAUGUCUCUCGCAGAAUCGGAUUCAAUAGCAUCAUCAUCGUCUGCCCCAUCCCCUGAAAAAUGGAAUCUCAACUCCACCGGAUUAGUUCGACUGGAGCUGAAUCCCGACGCCCCAUUGCCUCGGGCACCGGAGGGUACCUGCAACUUGCCUUUGGAAAAUCCGACGGCUGGACAGCUGUGGUACAAGUCCAUGAGGGACGCUGGAUACUCGUAUGGUCCCAAAUUUCAGAAACUGUUAGCCGUUGAGGGUUCAGAAGGUAAAACAAGCUCGCGCUCUCUAAUAUCGUUGGAGCCGCCACGAUCCAAGUGGGAACCGCAAUCCGAGUACCCGCUGCACCCGGCGCCUCUCGACAGCUGCUUACAGAGCAUGUUCACCUCGCUCCAUUGUGGCACUCGCAGUAAUUUGGACAAAGUGCUUGUGCCAAGAAGCAUCAAUGAACUGGUUGUCUCUGGACAUACAUGGCGUUCAGGGGAGGCUGUAUCUGUGACCACGUCGAAGAGUGGGUGGGGAGACGCGUCUCUAUACGAUCCCGCCAGUGGAUCGCUAAUUAUGCAUCUCACAGGCCUUUCCUUUUCUCCGAUGAUGGACAGCCGAGAUAGUGUUUAUAUGGCACACAUGUAUACUCAGUUAACGUGGAAGCCUGACUUGAAACACCUAGACACAGAUGAGAAGCUCCAGCAAGCGCUAUCUAGUGUUGCUAACAAUGAUGAAUCUCAUGUCCAAGAGAUUCUAGAUUUAGCAGCACACAAGUCGCCAAACUUGAGGGUUCUGGAAUUCAACCUCGUGCCUGGUAACACAGAAUCUCUGUGGCUUGUGGAUUCAACAGCACGCCCUAUUCGCGCUGCCAUGACUGAAUUCCAUUUUGCUUCCAACAGCGCCGAGACUGUGCUCACCGCCCAAGAGCUGUAUUCAGAAUGGCCAGCGGGGCGGGGUGCACGCUUCAGUGUGCUUGACCCCUUCAGCAAAACCUUCUCCCUACCAAUGGGGAGUUCCAAGUUUGAUCUUGUGGUAAUCAGGUGGUCUCAGCACGGUUCCACUCGCGGACUCGAUACUUUAGCCAGCAACUUGCCUCGUCUUCUUUCCAAAGGCGGCAAUUUGAUUCUCUAUGAUGCCGAACAGCCCGGUCCAUCAGAAAGCAAAGGAUUAGUGAACGGAAAUAACCCCGUCCACGCCUUGGAACGGCUGAAUAUCACUAAAAUUCGCCAGACGGUAACCGGAAGCUCCAUCGUUGCAGAAGUUGGCACUGGACAGAUUGACUCGCCCAACGACGACAAGGGAGUCGUUCUGGUGCAUUUCUCGCCCGAGUGCUCAACAGCGAUUUCGAAAAUAGCUUCACAGCUUCGAACAGGUGGCUGGGACCUCACCGAGCUUUACAUUGAUGGCAAAUCAGGUCCUGGGCUUGCGGCACUACCCUCCAGAUCUACUGUGCUGGUUCUCGACGAAAUUGUUCGGCCUCUACUCGCCACCGCAACUGAAGUGGAAUGGACGGGUCUUCAGACUGUGAUAGACAAAGAGUGCGACUUGCUGUGGGUGACGCAAGGCGCGCAAAUAAAGCCCACUGUGCCACUCAACGCCGUUGCCCAUGGCAUCUUCCGUACCGUCCGCGUGGAGAUACCCAUGAUUCGCAUCGUGACUCUGGACGUCGAGUCUGCUGCCACAGAAAGCUUAACCACCAACAUCAAUGCCAUCGAUGUGGGCUUAAGAGAACUCAAAUCAAUGAGGACCAGUUCCCUCCCAGCGGAGGGCGAGAUCGCUGAACGUCACGGCCUGCUACAUCUCAGCCGGGUACUACCUGACGAAGGGGUAAAUAAACGCAAGGCCGAAGACAACUCAGGGGGUCCACCGCCCGUCAUGACCGAUUUUCACCACUCCAAGACGACAAUCCGCGUGGUCACCGACCGGCCGGGCAGUUUGGAGGCAUUGCAUUUUGCAGAGGAUGAACUGGGCGGAUCCGAGGCGCAAGUAAUGGGGCCAGAUCAGAUCGUGGUGGAGCUCUUCGCCUCCGGUUGCAAUUACCAAGACGUGGUGGAUGCGAAUUCGAAGUCGAAGUCGGAGAGACGCGGCUACGAGGGCGCUGGCGUGGUCGUCCGUGUAGGCGACGCUGUUCCUGCUGCGAGUGUCGCCCACCGCGUCGGCCAGCGCGUGGCAGUGUUCGGCCAGGGCUGCUUCGCCAACCGCGUCGCCGUCUCGCCCAAAGCUUGCUUCGCCGUGCCUGAUGAUAUUCCCUUCCAGGACGCAGCGACAUUGCCAGUCGCCUUUCUGACGGCCAUAUACGCCCUCCGUCACCUGGCGCGUUUGCAGAAGGGCCAGCGUGUGUUGAUCCAUUCGGCUUGCGUAGACGUCGGGGUCGCGUGCAUCCGGCUCAGCCAGCGCUUGAACUGUGAUAUCUUUGCGACCGUGGACAGCCCAGAACAGCGCCAGUUCCUGGCCAACGAGGUGGGAUUGCCGGAGGAUCGUAUUCUCUCGUCCGAACCUACAGCUCUCCCUCGCGUAGCGCGUGAGGCCACUAGGGGCCAUGGCCUUGAUGUUAUUAUCAGCCAGUCUACAAAUGCUAACCUAGACUAUGAGAACUCGCGGUUGCUUGCUCCGGGUGGGACGCUCGUUCGGAUAGCAAAUGGGGGCGCCGAUGCUGGCAAUUUGCUGUCCACGGACUCGUUUGCUGCGAAUUGUUCUUUCCAGAGCUUAGAUAUAACAACUUUGCCACUAGAGACCAUCGCAUCAGUUUUAACAGAGCUGUCUCAGCUCAUCGCAGGAGGCUACAUCGAGCCAAUAUCACCAUGCAAAGCUCUGGGAUACGGGGAGAUCCCCGAGGCUUUACGACUGAUUCGAGAAGGAAAUCAGAUUGGAAAGAUUGUUAUUUCGGACGACCUGGGCACGAAGCUUGCUGUUUCGACCCGGCCCGCAACAUACUCGGUAAAGUCGCUUCUCAAUCCUAAUCAGGCUUAUCUCUUUGUGGGAGGUUUGAAAGGUAUCUGUGGUAGCCUUGCCAUCCAUCUGGCUUCCCAGGGGGCUAAGCACAUUGCCAUCAUGUCCCGCAGCGGCUAUCAAGACAAUGUGUCGCAGAGCAUUGCUCGCAACAUUAGAGCCCUGGGUUGUUCUCUUGACUUGAUUCAAGGCGACGUCAACUCGGUCAGCGAUGUAAGGCGCUGCUUCGCUGAAAUUUCAGUCCCCGUUGGUGGAAUCAUCCAAGGCGCCGCCGUAUUCAGGGACCGAACCUUUGAAUCCAUGUCCCACGCGGACUACCACGCGGCGUUAUCAUGCAAGGUGACAGGCACGUCUAAUCUGCACUUCAUCUCCAUUGAGACAAAGCAACCAAUUACAUUCUUUACCAUGCUAUCCUCCAUCUCCGGUGUGGUAGGCCAAAAGGGGCAGUCCAACUACGCUGGGGGUAAUGCAUUCGAGGACGCCUUUGCGGAGUACCGCCGCUCCUCAGGGUUGCCCGCUAUCAGCAUCGAUCUCGGACCUAUAGAAGAUGUUGGCGUCAUGUACGGCAACGAUGAUCUACAGAGCAGGUUCGAUGGCAGCACGUUGUUUGGAAUCAACGAGGGCUUGUUGCGCCGAAUCUUCGACUAUUCUUUCCUGCAGCAACACCCAGUCCCCCACCACCGGCUCAACCACGCCAGCCAUGGCCAGAUGAUAACCAGUCUGGUCGUUCCCCAGCCGGAAGAUAGCGAGCUGCUCGGAGAUGUGCGUUUCAAGGCCUUACGCGUACUCAGUGCGGAUCGCUCACGUUCGCGAGGGAAUUCUGGCAAAGAUAAUGAGGUCCAGAUCUUGUUGCAACUCACACAAUCCAGCGAUCCUGAUCGUGCAGCCGUGCGGUCGGCAGCUGUCACGGCUGUGGGUGCGCGGUUAGCAAAGCAGCUACGCUUAACCGUUGCGCUAGAUCCAGCACGACCCCUAUUGCAGUACGGCAUGGACUCGCUUGCGGCGGUAGAGCUACGGAACUGGGUGCGUAUGAUAUUGGGAGUAGAGCUCACUACACUUGAUGUGGCCAACGCGGCAAGUUUGGGAGAGCUGUGUGAUAAAGUGACGGGGAAAAUGAGGAUUUCUUGCGUAGCAUAUGGAGACGCAUAUGGAGAUAUUGAGGCAGAAGAUACGCUAGUCCUAAACAAGUCUACACUCCGAAGAUCGACGAGCGCAACAUCCGAAUACAUAGUAGCCACUCAGGAUGCAGCUAGCGUAUUCGCCGCAUCUACAACUAUGAACGGACUUCGAAAUUUCUAG
Molecule: messenger RNA, 7473 nt
Organism: Venustampulla echinocandica
Lineage: Eukaryota; Fungi; Ascomycota; Leotiomycetes; Helotiales; Pleuroascaceae
Product: Lovastatin nonaketide synthase
Exons: 8
Coding region: 1-7473 (2490 amino acids)
Biological process (GO): secondary metabolite biosynthetic process; fatty acid biosynthetic process
Molecular function (GO): phosphopantetheine binding; oxidoreductase activity; fatty acid synthase activity
Source: RefSeq, a predicted model, not a curated record